This is a messenger RNA of Ceraceosorus bombacis, 2301 nucleotides long. Lineage: Eukaryota; Fungi; Basidiomycota; Exobasidiomycetes; Ceraceosorales; Ceraceosoraceae. The record is from the annotation of a GenBank genome assembly.
AUGACCUUCUUCAGCGGCAUCUUCGGCGCCUCCUCGCCUGGCCAAGUCAAAGCGUCGCAAGCAGGCACUCGAGUCGAGGCCUUCCCACGCCUUUCCUCCCGUCAAGCUCCUCCUGCUCCAGCAAAUGCGACCGAAUACACGCACAUCAUUCUGGGAGCUGGCACCAGCGGCUCAGUUCUGGCAUCAAGACUGUCGGAGAAUCCCGAUAACAAGAUCCUGGUACUGAAUCACGGGCCGCGCGUCGAUGAUGUCCUUUCCCGGCUACCGCUCUUUAGCAUCGUUCGAAGCUACGAUCCAAAGUACGCGUUUAUUAGGUACACUACGCCUCAAAGUGGUCUGGGUGGGAGAAGCGUACGAAUGCUGUCAGGAAAGUGCGUAUCCUCGCCGCGCUGUAGACCAUUCAGGCACUUCUAACACGCCCUCCUCCUCUCACCUGCAGGGUCGUUGGAGGCUCGAGGUGAGACCCGAGCAGCCACCAGGGGGACGACAAUGCUGACGACAUGCGAUGCCUCGCAGCGCCAUCAAUGCUUCCAUCUACACGCUUGGCCCACACGCCGAGCUAAACGCAUGGGCGGAAAAGCUGCAGGCUCCAAGCUGGUCAGCUUCCGCUUUGGAAUCUGUCCUCAGACUUCCCAAGCAUCGCAUCGGCUGGUCGAGGACCGAGACGGCGACUGCGCCUCCUGCGCGCGACCCCAACGGUGCAAAAGCUGCGAAAGGUCUGCAAAGCUCGUCGACAGAGCCCGUCGGCCCAUGGGAGACGUAUCACCCUCGUCAGCACAAGUUCGAGCAGACCGCUCUCAUCCUCCAAGAGCUGGACAGCAUGGGCAUCAAGACCGUCGUCGACUCCCACAGCCCUGCUUCCUCGAGCAAAGGCCCCAUCGGAACGGCGAGCUUUACGCUUCAGGCCUCGCACGCUAGCGACGGCACCAAGUGUCACGCUGGCAAUGCUUUUCUGACCAAUGCUGUGCUCUCGAGGCCAAACCUAACAGUGAGUGUGUCUCUGCAAAGCGCAGUGUGCGACACUGACAUGUGCGCACGAACAGCUUUGCACAAACGUCAAUGUGCUGCGUCUGCAACUCGGCAAAGGGAGCAGCGGCAACCGAUCCGCCAAAGGCGUCUGGUUCGAGGAGCUGCGAAGCGCAAAAGCAAAUGCGGACUCCAACGCCGCGUAUUACGCAGCUUCGAAUUCGGUCAUCGUGUGUCAGGGAGUCUACGAUACGCCGAUGCUGCUUCAUCAUAGCGGCAUUGGUCCUCCAAAUCUUCUCAAAUCGCUCGACAUUCCUGUGCGCCUCUCGCUGCCUCAGGUCGGCGCCAACCUGCAGGACCACGUCGCCGUACCGCUGCACUUUUUGGUGCCGCGGGAAAAGUCUGGAUUAAAGACGGUCGAAGGUGCCUCAGCUCUGGUGUACGGCAUUCGCAACGCGUGGGACUACUUUCGGCACGGCAAGGGCCUAUUCACGAGCACUGGUUUCAUGGAAAGCGCUGCGUGGUUCAACACGCAGGACGUUGGUCACGAUGAAAGCGGAGACAUCAUCGUCAAAUGUUCAGACCCGUACCGUGUGGUGAGCGCGUUUCGAGAUGCAACACACGUGUCUCCUCGCUCAAGGCUUCUCCACGUCCGCAGGCCGACAUCGAGUUGAUGUUCUCGACGUACUACAUCGACGAUUCUUUUCCAAGAUAUGCGGGGCUGGAAGAUGGACUGGGUGUGAUCGGAGUCCUUGUCGUGCUCGCUCAGCCAAAGGCCGCUGGAUCGGUGCGCCCAGCAAGUGCAGACCCAAGAGACGUCCCUUUGAUCGAUCCUGCGUAUCUGUCAGAUCCCGACGACUUGAAACGUCUGGCUCUUGCGACAAAAGUCGCUUUGCAAGUCGUCAGGCGUCUAAAGCAGACUGGUUUCGAGGUGUCUCCAGCUAGUAUACCCGGGAGAGAUGGGAUGACUGGCAGGUGGUGUUUUGACGGACCAACAGAUUUCAACGCAUUUCCUCAUCCAGAGGAAAUACCACAAUCCGUGAGUGCGCAUCGCAGUCCGCUCUGCUCGCCAAUGUUGAGCAUGUUCGAACAACCCCGUCACAGGUCUACGAGUCGUGGAUCAGGGCGAAUGCUAGACCAAUCUACCACGGAACCUCCACCAUGGCUCUGCGCUCCCCCAACGACACUCCCAUUGAUGCGCAACAAUUUACCCUCAAAGGCGUCGAUGGCUUGCGCGUCUGCGAUGCAAGCAUCUUCCCAAACGUUCCAAGCACGCACCCUCAAAGCUGGAUCUUCGCACUGGCGGAGAGGCUCGCCAGAAGGAUGAGCGAGUAA